UCUUCAACCGGAAGCGGCCAACCACAGUUUGCGGUUGCAACUUGCGAUGGCCUCAAACCUCGAGCAGGAGGUAUCCCAGUUGUUCUCCUAUUUGGACACACAAAAGGACACCAACCCUCCAAACCCGGCCUUCGCCGUCACAGAUGUCGAUCAACUUCUCGAGGAGCGACCACCACCCAGACCUCCCUUACCCGAACAAUACCAACCGUCUGCGACCGUUGUAGCUGUCAGUCAACAGCCACAACGCGCACAGCCCGUGGAAGGCUUCACGGCGCCCACAGAGUCAACAGGAAGCGAGUCUGUGGAGGAGGAAGUUGAUAAGCUGACCGACAUUCUGAUGAAGAACCUCGAGUUUGCGGGAGAAAAGGAUUUCUAUGGUAUUUGUCGUAAGUGUGAUGACAAGGUGAUUGGUGCGGAGAAUGGGUGUCAUGCAAUGAGUAAACUGUAUCAUCGGACAUGCUUUAUAUGCAAUGUGUGCAAACAAGAAUUGGUCAAUCUACCUUUCUACAGCCUGGAUAAUAACCCUCUGUGUGAAAACGACUACAUUGCAUCACUAGAGAAGUGUGUCACAUGUGGCGACCCGAUCAGAGAGAUGAUAUUGAAAGCUCUGAACAAAGUGUUCCAUCCCAAGUGCUUUACAUGCACGGUGUGUAACAUGGGUCUGGAUGGAGUUCCCUUCACUGUUGAUACAAGCAAUCAAGUUUAUUGCUUAAAUGACUUCCACAAUAAGUUUGCUCCAAGGUGUUCCGCAUGUGGUGAACCCAUAGUACCAGACAAGGGCUCUGAAGAGACUGUUCGAGUGAUUGCUUUGGAUCGAAGUUUUCAUGUUAAUUGCUACAAGUGUGAGGAUUGUGGCAAAUUGUUAAGCUCCGAGGAGGCAGGCCGAGGAUGCUAUCCUAUUGACAACCAUCUCUAUUGCCUUGAAUGCAACCGUAAACGACUACAGUCACAGCAAGAACCACCAGUCACAGACGUGUGACAUAUAGCACGACAUCAUUUAGUAUUAGUGAUAUUUCUUUCAAUUUGAGGGACAGCAGACGAUUGACUUACAAUUUAGAGUUUGAUCUUUGGUAUGACAGAAUAGUCUUCGUUACUUUGCGUUCUCAAUUUGCUGUUAUAAGGAUACAGUUGCUCACAUUGUUGGAUAACGCUCAAAUGAACGGCUGUAUUUCAGUAUAUGAUGAGUGAGUUCAUGGUGCUCAAAGAAAUCUAUCUAAAAAUCUCUUACAA
This is a messenger RNA of Corticium candelabrum, 1230 nucleotides long. RefSeq names its product thyroid receptor-interacting protein 6-like. Lineage: Eukaryota; Metazoa; Porifera; Homoscleromorpha; Homosclerophorida; Plakinidae. Bases 47 to 979 code for a protein of 310 amino acids. The record is from RefSeq and is a predicted model, not a curated record. The transcript has 7 exons.